UCCACCAACAGUCUACGUUAAGGCUAGAGGAAAUAACAGUCGGAACAGGAUUUUGUUUUAAUAAUGAAUGCAUCACAUGAAAUUCAAAGGGCAUGUUAGCAGAAAGCACCACAUUUGGACGUUUUAAUGCGAAAAAGGAUGCACAAGCUGUAUUGAUUUGCUGCAUCGGUCAAAGGAGCUGUCCACCAUGAGGUGCUGAAGCGGCGGCCUUGGAACACGAUGGCAACGGGGAAGUGGCUUUUGUACACGGGUCUCUGUCUGUCUCUCGUCGCCUUGUGUUUCCUGACAGUCGCAAUCUCAUCGGAUCACUGGUACGAGACGGACGCGAGAAGAUACAAGGAGCGCUGCAGCACUUUCUCGAACCGCAGGAGCGACCCAGGUUUCAUUUACAUCCCCAACCACAGCCUUCCACUGCGAGCCAGCCGGGAGAACCGACUGCUGCUGUCUAGAAACCGGCGACAGCUGUUCGCGAUGAGCGCGGCGGAUGAGUGCAGCAGACGCUACAAUUCCACCAACAUGGGGCUGUGGAGCAAAUGCUAUAGACGGGGAUUUGACCCAGACAUCGAAGAGCUCGUUCAGAAAGGAAAAAUUGAGCGUUGUUCAUUUAUUAGGUACUAUUACUCAUCCUCUGUAGCUGUGCGAAAGGAUCUUUUCUACAACAUCACCAAGACCAUUCAACAAGAUGACUGGCAUGCUUUGCAUUUGCGUAGGAUGACAGCUGGCUUCAUGGGUAUGGCUAUAUCCAUCAUACUUUUUGGCUGGACCAUUGGUGUAUUGGGCUGUUGCUGGGAGCAAGGCCUCAUGCAUUAUGUUGCUGGUCUCCUUUUCCUUAUGGGAGGUACCUUCUGCAUCAUCUCGCUUUGCACCUGCGUGGCUGGCAUCAACUUCGAACUAUCUCGCUACCCACGUUAUCUGUUUGGCCUUCCAGAUGAUAUAAGCCAUGGUUAUGGCUGGUCCAUGUUCAGUGCCUGGGGAGGGCUGGGACUAACCCUGAUAGCUGGGUUCUUCUGCACCCUUGCACCAUCGAUUCAGCCUCUACCACCAACCCGUACCUCCUGUCCCAAGUCUCGCAUGGAGAAUGGAACAGUGUGCUAAAGCUUUGAAUAUCUGGACACUUGGUACAUUAGCAUUAACUGCUGUUCAUAGACUUUUCAUGGAAAGGAAAAGCAUUGAGUCUGAUGAAAGACUUGGAAGGACAUACUUUGUGCUAGAAGGUGACAAGCCUUGGCUGUUGGGUAUUUUCACUUUUGGAUGGAUCUCUGAUAUACAGUUGAAGUCAGAAGUUUACAUACACAUUAGCCAAAUAUAUUUGAACUCAGUUUUUCACAAUUCCUGACAUUUAAUCAUAGGAAACAUUCCAUCUUAGGUCAGUUAUGAUCACUACAUUAAGAAUGUGAGAUUAAUAGUAGAGAGAAAAAAGGUGAGGCUUGCAAGCCAAAGGACACAAUCCCAACUGUAAAGCAUGGGGUGACAGCAUCAUGUUGUGGGGUACUUUGCUGCAGGAGGGACUGGUGCACUUUACAAAAUAGAUGGCAUCAUGAGGAAGGAAAAUGAUGUGGAUAUAUUGAAGCAACAUCUCAAGACAACAGCCAGGAAGUUAAAGCUCAGUCGCAAAUGGAUCUUCCAAAUGGACAAUGACACAAGCAUACCUCCAAAGUUGUGGCAAAAUGGCUUAAGGACAACAAAGUCAAGGUAUUGGAAUGGCCAUCACAAAGCCCUGACCUCAAUCCGAUUUUGUGGGCAAAACUGAAAAAGUGUGUGUGAGCAAGGAGGCUUACAAACCUGACUCAGUUACACCAGUUUUGUAUGAAUGGGCCAAAAUUCAUGCAACUUAUUGUGAGAUGCUUGUGGAAGGCUACCCAAAACAAUAAUAAUUAAACAAUUUAAAGGCAAUGCACCAAAUUCUAACAAAGUGUAUGUAAACUUCUGACCCACUGGGUACAUGAUAAAAGAAAUAAAAGCUGAAAUAAAUAAUUCUAUCUACUAUUAUUCUGGCAUUUCUGGCAACCUUAGUUGAAAUGCUAAGGUGUAUGUAAACUUCUGACUUCAACUGUAAAAGCACACUUGUACAGUUGUAUUAAAGUGGUGUUCGACUCUGUGUUCUGUAGCCCCUUUAUUCCUCGAGUGUGUUAGAAUUUCAAGACAAAUUCACACUUUCAAAAACUUUUAAUGUAAAUAUUUACUAUAAAUUUCAUUAC
Messenger RNA from Xyrauchen texanus (razorback sucker), 2198 nucleotides. Its product is annotated as transmembrane protein 178B-like. The transcript has 4 exons. Bases 220 to 1095 code for a protein of 291 amino acids. Lineage: Eukaryota; Metazoa; Chordata; Actinopteri; Cypriniformes; Catostomidae. Gene Ontology annotation, cellular component: membrane. The record is from RefSeq and is a predicted model, not a curated record.